This is a messenger RNA of Trypanosoma theileri, 735 nucleotides long. RefSeq lists its product as uncharacterized. The transcript has a single exon. The annotation marks the transcript as partial. The record is from RefSeq and is a predicted model, not a curated record. NCBI's taxonomy places the organism in Eukaryota, Euglenozoa, Kinetoplastea, Trypanosomatida, Trypanosomatidae.
AUGAUGUUAAUGAUGCGCUACGUGCUGUGUAUCCUGGCUCUCCUGCUCUCCUGUGGGUGUGUGCACGUCCUCGCUGAAGAAGUGCCUGCCGCCGAUCUUUCCGACCAAGUCCCUGAUACGGAGAGUGAGACAAAGAUUCUUCUUCAAGGUANGGCUUCAGAUCGAAGAAAGAAUGAGAACGCUGUACAUCAGGUCUCCCGUGAACCCACAAAUAGAGACGGCAGCAUCCCAUCAGUUAAUUCCGUGAUAAAUGGACAACUACGAUCUCCUCCACCAUCCGCAUCUCUUUCUGCGCAACCACAACAAGAGCUUCCCUCUGCCCAACAACCAGGUGCAGGUGGACCAGAGGCAGCUGGUAGACAGACCCCAGCACUUUCGGAAGAUGCAUCCACUAAAGGCAAACAUGAUGCUGAACAGGAACCACAGUCAUUAGGGCAACCACAGGAAGACUCAAACAUACAUGAUACACAAAGUGAAGAGACCAAAGCCUCAACAGGGCCAGCCGCUACUGAAAGAGAAGAGAGUUCUGAUACUGCACCUCAGAAUGCAGAUCAGAAUUCUUCAAACAAUUCAGCCACACCGAAUGCCACUGAAUCUGGAACUGCAGAGAGUGAAUCAACAAGUAACGCAAAUGAUGUGGAAAAUACAGAUACAACCACCACCACAACCACAACAACAACACUUCCACCUGAACUCACAAACAACAAGAAGGGUGAUGCAGACAGCAGCAGCAGU